Molecule: messenger RNA, 1358 nt
Organism: Macrosteles quadrilineatus (aster leafhopper)
Lineage: Eukaryota; Metazoa; Arthropoda; Insecta; Hemiptera; Cicadellidae
Gene: shv
Product: dnaJ homolog shv
Exons: 7
Coding region: 46-1122 (358 amino acids)
Biological process (GO): protein folding; protein maturation
Cellular component (GO): endoplasmic reticulum
Molecular function (GO): misfolded protein binding
Source: RefSeq, a predicted model, not a curated record
GUUUCUGAUGUCUUUCAGUUUUAGUAACAGUAACAGUUAAUAAAAAUGAAUUUCGCGUCAAGAGGUUGUUUUAUGAUUUUUAAUUUAUGCAUAUUAGUCUUACCAGCCUUAUGUGGACGUGACUUCUACAAUAUACUCAAUGUGCCACGCCAUGCAACCAAAAACCAAAUUAAGAAAGCCUAUCGUCUGCUUGCUCAAAAAAUGCACCCAGACAAAAACAAAGAAGAUCCCAAAGCUUCAGAAAAAUUCAGUAAUAUAAAUGAUGCUUAUUCAAUACUUUCAAACGAAGAGAAAAGAGAAAUGUAUGACAGAUGUGGAGAAGAAUGUGUGAUGAAAGACACUGGUGGAAUGGGCGGAGGGGAUCCUUUUGCAAGUUUCUUUGGAGACUUUGGCUUCUUCGGAGGAGGUGGGCAAGAGUCUCGGGACACUCCUAAAGGAGCCACAAUCACAAUGGAUCUCUGGGUCACUCUAGAAGAGCUUUAUAACGGAAACUUCAUAGAAAUAACUCGCAACAAACCAGUGAUGAGGCCGGCCAAGGGCACUCGCAAGUGUAACUGUCGUCAGGAGAUGACCACUAGACAGCUGGGCCCUGGCAGGUUCCAGAUGAUGCAACAAACUGUAUGCGACGAGUGUCCCAACGUCAAAUUGGUCAACGAGGAGCGGACACUGGAGAUAGAGGUGGAGCCAGGCAUGACAGAUGGACAGGAGACGAAGUUUGUAGCCGAGGGAGAGCCUCACAUAGACGGCGACCCUGGAGAUCUGGUGUUAAGGAUACGGACGAUGCCACACAAAGUGUUUGAGAGGCGAGGUGACGACUUGUACACAAAUGUGACACUUAGUCUGCAGGAUGCCCUGACAGGCUUCUCUAUGGAGAUAGAACAUCUUGACGGAAGGAAGGUGCUGAUUCAAAGAGACAAGAUAACGUGGCCCGGAGCCAGAAUCAGAAAGAAAGGAGAAGGGAUGCCCAACUAUGAGAACAAUAACCUGCAUGGAACUCUGUAUAUAACUUUUGACAUCGAGUUCCCUAAAGUAGAACUGUCGACUGAGGAUAAGGAAGCAAUAAAGAAGAUCCUGAACCAGAAGUCUGUCAGUUCAGUGUACAACGGGCUUGGAGGUUUUUGAAGAGCCCAGGUUGAGUUCAGCUUGUCAGUAGUGGUACUGUUACUACAAUACAAGCUACAAGGAAGCAACAGGCUGAUCCCAAUACAUUUGGCUGUGUUAACGAGUAACAUUUAGUUCUUCAAACUGAAGUGUGUUUUGUUCAUAUCGCAAGUUUUCAAACCAGUGUUUAGUUUGUACAUAGGUCCUGUCUGACAGUGUUUUUCCUACCGUGUAAUAAAAUAUGUUGUGUUAUUUAA